AUGCUUAGAACAACUUUUCGACAACAAUAUCGACAAGCUUGGAAGUGUCGAUAUUACACAACACAAGAUGACAUUCAUAGAAUUCCUCCUCAGUUAAACUUGAGUCAUUAUGCCAAACACGUCGAAUCAGUAGCGAAUAGCAUGAGAUUAAGAAACUAUGAGCCCGACUGUGUGUACGAAGUGAAACGACUUUCUGACGAAAAGACCGAGCUCGAAAAAAGAGCAGCUUCAUUUCGUGAUCGACGUGACGAGAUCAACCAGUCGAUUCGGUCAGCGAACUCCAAACAAGAACGCAACGAAUUUAUCCAUCAAGCAAAGCAUUGGAAAGAUCAAUUACGACAAGUGGAAGAAAAACUCGUCCAAGUUGAGUCCGAUCUGAUCAACCAGGCCCUGUUGAUCCCCAACGACAUUCAUCCUGAUGCCCCUCGUGGCCCAGAGACCAAUGCAACCAUAGUCAAGACGGUAGGAUCACCACGCACCGAACGUCAUUUGCGUGAUCAUCUCACCUUGGCCGAGAAUCUGGAUAUGGUCGAUUUCGAACAAGCCGCUGUCGUAACCGGGUCUAAAUUCUAUUACCUCAAGAACGCAGGCGCCUGGCUCGAAUGCGCCUUGAUCCAGUAUGCCCUUCAUAAGGCGGCCGCGAGAGGGUUCAUGCCUGUCUUGGCUCCUGAUAUCGUGCGUACGUCGAUCGCCUAUGGCUGCGGGUUUCAGCCUCGGAAGAAGGAAGCGUCGCAGAUCUAUGAUGUGUCAACGGCCAGUAUGGCCCACACCACAGCGCCUAAGCUCUGUUUGGCCGGAACCGCUGAGAUUCCACUGGCAGGGAUGUUUGCUCAAAAGAUGCUCAAGGAAGAGGAACUGCCUAAACGCGUCGUCGGGUUCAGUCAUUCAUUUAGAGCCGAGGCAGGUCAUGGGUCGGCUGAGGAACGUGGGUUGUAUAGAGUUCAUCAAUUCUCAAAGGUCGAGCUGUUUACAGUGACAACGCCAAGUCAGAGCGAAGGUAUCCUUCAAGAGCUUUUGUCGCUCCAGGAAGAUAUGUUUACCGAACUUGGACUGUGUUUCCGUGUAUUGGAUAUGCCUACAGAAGAACUUGGCGCAAGUGCUUAUAGGAAAUAUGAUAUAGAGGCAUGGAUGCCAGGAAAGAAUGGCUGGGGCGAGAUUUCAUCCACUUCAAACUGCACGGAUUAUCAAGCCCGUCGAUUAGACAUUCGGUAUCUGUCUUCUCAGUUUAAAGAAAAUGUAGGACCCAAGGAGGUACGUGUACCCUGGCAUAUGAAAGAGAAAUGGGUCAAUUACUGUCACACGUUGAAUGGCACAGCUAUGGCAGUGCCCAGAGUGAUGAUUGCCUUGUUAGAAACACAUCAGCGAGAGGAUGGAUCGAUUGAUAUACCACAACCCCUUCGUAAAUGGAUCCCUGGUGAACCUAGUGUUUUCAAACCUUGA
Molecule: messenger RNA, 1440 nt
Organism: Rhizopus microsporus ATCC 52813
Lineage: Eukaryota; Fungi; Mucoromycota; Mucoromycetes; Mucorales; Rhizopodaceae
Product: seryl-tRNA synthetase
Exons: 2
Coding region: 1-1440 (479 amino acids)
Biological process (GO): mitochondrial seryl-tRNA aminoacylation
Cellular component (GO): mitochondrion
Molecular function (GO): ATP binding; serine-tRNA ligase activity; tRNA binding
Source: RefSeq, a predicted model, not a curated record